Pistacia vera is the source of this 1092-nucleotide messenger RNA. RefSeq names its product GDSL esterase/lipase 7-like. The transcript is spliced from 5 exons. Lineage: Eukaryota; Viridiplantae; Streptophyta; Magnoliopsida; Sapindales; Anacardiaceae. The coding region runs from base 1 to 1092 and encodes 363 amino acids. The record is from RefSeq and is a predicted model, not a curated record. Gene Ontology annotation, molecular function: hydrolase activity, acting on ester bonds.
AUGGCGCCCUUCACUUUCUUGUUCGUUUUCUUUCAAUGUUUUUUCCCUUUGAUCAGUAGCACGGCGGCGGCGGCGGCCGUGCAGCCACCUCUUGCACCAGCGCUCUAUGUAUUUGGAGAUUCUCUGCUUGACAGUGGCAAUAACAAUCAUUUGCCAACCAUUGCUAGAGCAAAUUAUUCGCCAUAUGGUGCCAAUUUUCCCACGGGGAAUACAGGGAGAUUCACUAAUGGCAAGACACUCGCGGAUUUUGUAGCUGAAUUUCUUGGGCUACCAUAUUCUCCACCAUAUCUGAGUGUCAAAAGCUCUAUACCAGUUACGGGGUUGAAUUAUGCAUCUGGCGGAUGCGGCAUCCUCCCAGAAACUGGACGUGCAUAUGGAAAAUGCUUGCAUCUGGAAGAACAGUUUGAUUUGUUCGAAAAGACUGUGAAUUCAGAGCUGCCAAGCCAUUUCAACAACCCAGAAAAACUUGAAGAUUAUUUAUCAAAGUCUAUAGUGGCAGUCGCCAUUGGCAGUAACGACUACAUAAAUAAUUAUCUUGAAACCACGUUGUUCAAUACAAGCCAACGUUUUUCUCCCGAACCAUUCGCUCAACUCCUCGUAGAUUCACUCUCUCGGCAGCUUGAGAGGCUAUACAAUAUUGGAGCCAGAAAGGUAAUAGUGUUCGAGAUCGGUCCAAUCGGCUGCAUCCCUUCCAUCACUAGGAAAUAUAAACACAAUGGACAAUGUGUCGAAGACAAGAACCAGAUUGUUACAUAUUUCAACAACAGGCUUCUUGCCAUACUUACGAAUUUGACAACAACACUCAAGGGCUCCAACUUUGUUCUUGGCCAUGUUCAUUGGUUAGGCUAUGAUGCAGCAAUAAACCCUUCAAAAUACGGCAUGGCGGAUGCAACGAAUCCUUGUUGCACAGCAUGGUUUAAUGGGACAUCAGGGUGCAUUCCAUUGUUGAAGCCAUGCCCAAACGUCGAUAAACACUAUUUUUGGGAUGGUUAUCACCUUACAGAAGCUAUGUAUUCUCUCAUAGCUGCCCGUUGUAUCAACGAUAAAUCAGUUUGCAUUCCUCUCAACUUAAAAGACCUGGUUGAUGUUUGA